Betta splendens (Siamese fighting fish) is the source of this 7530-nucleotide messenger RNA. RefSeq names its product arginine-glutamic acid dipeptide (RE) repeats a (gene rerea). The record is from RefSeq and is a predicted model, not a curated record. Gene Ontology annotation, cellular component: nucleus. Gene Ontology annotation, biological process: regulation of DNA-templated transcription. Gene Ontology annotation, molecular function: chromatin binding; transcription corepressor activity; sequence-specific DNA binding. The coding region runs from base 772 to 5406 and encodes 1544 amino acids. Lineage: Eukaryota; Metazoa; Chordata; Actinopteri; Anabantiformes; Osphronemidae. The transcript is spliced from 22 exons.
AGCUGAAGAGGAGGAGGAGGAGGGGAGGGGGGAUUUACAGAGACGGAGGGAGCGACUGAGAGCGUGGAGUGUGUGUGAGCGCGCGCGCGCGUGUCUGCGCACACUCAGGGAAGCGAGCGAGAGAGAGAGAGAGAGAGAGAGAGAAGAGCGGGGAGAGAGAGCAUGUGUGUGUGUGGAAAAAGGAAGCGGAGCCUGUAAACGGCGAACUCACUGGUUUCCUACCCCUCGAAACAACUAACAGCGCCGUGAUACUUUUCAUGUGGACACUAUCAUCGACAGCGGCGGCAACACGGCGAACGGGACCAUGAGCGGUGUCGAGGGGGGGCUCGGUAGCGCGCUGUGUUCGCUCGGCGGUUUCGGACGUGAAGAGUCUCGGUAAAUUGAAACCGUCUUUCGUUGAAGCAAGUGCUCGCCCGAGCCCCUCCGCGCGCGGACAGCGGCUGGUUCCACGAGCACCGGGAGGAUAAAAGUGUCCGCUCUCGCUCGGCUUCGUCCGGGUUCUGGGGCUUCUGGGACCGGGCCCGGCUGACUCGCCGUUGAAGUUCGUUGGGUCAUCUCGGGCAAGACUCGCGUUUUGAACUUGUUUGCAGCAGUCUGUGGGACUCCCGAGAAUCAGCAGACUGGCGGCUUCUCUGAAACACUGGGGCAGUUGGUGUGGCCAAAUUUUCCCUGGAUUUGACUGGUAAAUUCAGAAGACUGAAGCCCAGGCUCACAGUCUACCUUUCACGGAGGCCCAGCCGUGAGAGGACUGAGGAAGGCACGUGGCGGAUCAUGACGGCCGACAAAGAGAAGGAGCGGGAGAAGGAGCGGGACCGGGACAGAGACAGAGACCGCGACAAAAGGGAAGCCGGCAAGUCCCGCCGCCACGACGGCGACCGCGAGAGCGAGAGCUCCAGGCCCCGGCGCAGCUGCACGCUGGAAGGCGGCGCCAAGAACUAUGCAGAGAGCGAGCACAGCGAGGACGAGGACAACGACAACGGCAGCACGGGCGGCGGCAGCGGGACGGCGGAGGAGGCCGGCAAGAAGGGCAAGAAAAAGACCCCCAAGAAGAAGUCCCGCUACGAGCGCACGGAGAACGGGGAAAUCACGUCUUUCAUCACAGAAGAUGAUAUUGUUUACAGACCUGGAGAUUGUGUGUUCAUUGAGAGCCGGCGGCCCAACACUCCCUACUUCAUUUGUAGCAUUCAGGACUUCAAGCUGAGUAAACGGGACCAUCUGCUGAUGAAUGUGAAAUGGUACUACCGCCAGUCAGAGGUGCCCGACUCCGUGUAUCAGCACCUGGUGCAGGAUCGCAACAAUGAGAACGACUCUGGUCGGGAGCUGGUUAUUACAGACCCGGUGGUCAGGAGUCGAGAACUCUUCAUCUCUGACUAUGUGGACACUUAUCAUGCUGCUGCUCUCAGGGGUAAAUGCAACAUUUCCCAUUUCUCCGACAUUUUUGCUGCCCGGGAGUUCAAAGCCCGCAUCGACUCAUUUUUCUAUAUCCUCGGAUAUAACCCGGAGACCAGGCGGCUUAACAGCACACAAGGGGAGAUCCGAGUGGGACCCAGUCACCAAGCCAAGCUCCCGGAGCUGCAGCCUUUCCCCUCUCCUUGUGGCCAGGCCGUGACCGAGAAUGAAGAGCUGGUCUGGAUGCCAGGGGUCAAUGACUGUGACCUUCUCAUGUACCUCAGAGCCGCAAGGAGCAUGGCUGCCUUUGCAGGAAUGUGUGACGGAGGCUCAACAGAAGACGGGUGUUUAGCUGCUUCUCGGGACGACACUACAUUAAACGCACUUAACACUCUUCACGAGAGCAGCUAUGAUGCAGGUAAAGCCCUGCAGCGCCUGGUUAAAAAGCCGGUACCCAAGCUGAUAGAGAAGUGCUGGUCUGAGGAUGAAGUGAAGCGCUUCAUUAAAGGGUUGAGACAGUUUGGGAAAAACUUUUUCAGGAUCCGGAAAGAGUUACUGCCCAACAAAGAAACGGGGGAGCUCAUUACCUUCUACUACUAUUGGAAAAAGACCCCCGAGGCAGCCAGCUGCCGAGCCCACCGGCGUCAUCGACGUCAGCCCGUCUUCCGCCGCAUCAAGACACGGACCGCUUCGACUCCUGUCAACACCCCCUCUCGCCCCCCCUCCAGCGAGUUCUUGGACCUCAGCUCAGCCAGUGAAGAUGACUUCGACAGCGAGGACAGUGAACAGGAGCUGAAGGGCUACGCCUGCCGCCACUGCUUCACCACCACCUCUAAGGACUGGCACCACGGGGGCAGGGAGAACAUCUUGCUGUGCACAGACUGCCGCAUUCACUUCAAGAAGUACGGUGAGCUGCCCCCCAUCGAGAAGCCUCUGGACCCGCCGCCAUUUAUGUUCAAACCUGUCAAAGAAGAAGAGGAUGGACUCAGCGGGAAGCAUAGCAUGAGGACCCGACGGAACCGAGGCUCGAUGUCGACUCUACGUAGCGGUCGCAAGAAGCAGACAGCCAGUCCCGAUGGCCGAGCCUCGCCCAACAACGAGGACCUGCGUUCCAGCGGACGCACCUCGCCCAGCGCAGCGAGUACGGAUAGUACUGACAGCAAGACUGACUCCAUGAAGAAGCCGAGCAAGAAGAUUAAGGAGGAGGCUCCUUCACCCAUGAAGAGUGCCAAACGGCAACGAGAGAAGGGCGCCUCAGACACAGAGGAGCCCGAGAGAACCAGUGCCAAAAAGUCCAAAACACAAGAGCUGAGUCGAGCAGACUCGCCCUCAGAAUGCGAGGGCGAAGGCGAGGGAGAGGGCGAAAGCUCCGAUGGGCGGAGCAUCAACGAGGAGCUUAGUAGCGAUCCUAAAGACAUUGAUCAGGACAACAGGAGCUCCUCCCCGAGCAUCCCCAGCCCUCGUGACAACGAAAGCGACUCGGACUCUUCUGCCCAGCAGCAGCAGCUCCUGCAGAGCCAACACCCUCCUGUCAUCCAGUGUCAGCCAGGCACCUCAGCUGCCUCCACUGGACCGCCUCCACCUACAACCUCAGCCCCUUCACUUACCCCACAGGUCUCCCCUACAAUGGCCUCCACUACUCUACCUCCCCAGUCUAUGCCCCAGACAAGCCCAAUGUCUCUCAUCCAGUCAGGGGCAUCCCUACACCCUCAGAUGCUCUCUUCUCCACAUUCACCCAUGACUCAGGCUGCUCCUCCUGGGCCUCCAGGUCCACCUCAGUCAUUACCCAGCUCACAUCACGGACCCAUGCCUCCCAUGCCACAUCCCCUGCAGCCUGGUCCUCCACACAUGCCUCACCCUCACUCCAUGCCACCUCAGGGCUUCCCUGUGGGUCAGACUCAGGUCCCACCCCCACCCAUCUCUGGCCAGUCACAGCAGAGGCCGCACACGCCUCCUUCGCAGUCCCAAUCAUCUUCUCAGAGUGGAGGCCAGCCACCCAGAGAGCAGCCCUUGCCCCCUGCCCCAAUGUCUAUGCCACACAUCAAGCCCCCACCCACUACACCCAUCCCUCAGAUACCCAACCCGCAGUCUCACAAACACCCACCCCACGUGUCUGCACCUCCAUUCCCUCAGAUGCCUUCAAACCUGCCCCCACCUCCUGCUCUCAAGCCUCUCAGCUCUUUAUCCACCCACCAUCCACCAUCAGCACACCCGCCUCCCCUUCAGCUCAUGCCUCAAGGACAGCAGCUUCAGCCUCCCCCAGCCCAGCCUCCAGUUCUCACCCAGUCCCAGAGUCUCCCACCAUCAGCCAGUCACCAGCCUCCUCCAGCACCUCCACUGCCACAGUCUGCAGCACCCUCACACUCGAGUGUCCCUCCACAGCCGUCUUUCUCCUCUCAUCCCUUCAGUACAGUUCUACCUCCAACCGGCCCUCCCCCACCUUCAUCAAACUCUAUGCCUGGCUUACAACCUCCAUCUUCCUCCACUCCAUCCUCCUCCAUCUCCAUGCCACUCCCUGCCUCAGUCGCUUGUGCUGCCCCAGGCCCAGCACACCCUCCUGUGCACAUCAAGGAAGAGCCUCUGGAUGAGACAGAGGAGCCAGAAAGCCCACCACCCCCACAGAGAAGCCCCUCACCAGAGCCAACUGUUGUCAAUACUCCAAGCCAUGCCAGCCAGUCAGCACGGUUCUACAAGCACCUGGACCGGGGCUACAACUCGUGUGCUAGGACAGAUUUCUACUUCACUCCCCUGGCUUCAUCUAAACUGGCCAAGAAGCGUGAGGAAGCGCUGGAGAAAGCCAAGAGGGAAGCAGAACAGAAAGCCAGGGAGGAGAAGGAGCGAGAAAGGGAGCGGGAGAAAGAGCGGGAGAGGGAGCGCGAACGGGAAAAGGAAGCGGAGCGAGCGGCGAAAGCGUCCAGUUCCUCUCACGAAGGCAGAAUGGGCGAACCUCAGAUGGCCGGCCCUGCCCACAUGCGCCCUCCCUUCGACGGCCCCCCCACUACUAUUGCAGCUGUGCCUCCGUACAUCGGCCCCGACACCCCUGCCCUGCGCACGCUCAGCGAGUACGCGCGGCCCCACGUCAUGUCCCCCACCAAUCGAAACCACCCCUUCUUCGUUUCACUCAACCCCGCAGACCCGCUGCUGGCGUAUCACAUGCCCAGCUUGUAUAACGCCGACCCGGCCAUGCGCGAGCGCGAACUGCGAGAGCGGGAGAUGCGCGAGCGGGAGAUUCGUGAGAGGGAGCUAAGGGAAAGGAUGAAACCUGGCUUUGAGGUUAAACCUCCAGAGAUGGACACACUUCACCCUUCCACAAACCCCAUGGAGCACUUUGCCCGGCACGGGGCCAUCACGCUGCCCCCCAUGGCCGGCCCCCAUCCCUUCGCCUCCUUCCACCCGGGCCUGAACCCGUUAGAGCGUGAAAGGCUAGCCCUCGCUGGGCCCCAGCUACGGCCAGAAAUGAGCUACCCAGAGAGGUUGGCUGCAGAAAGACUCCACGCAGAGAGGAUGGCAACAGUGGCCAACGACCCUAUCGCUCGUCUCCAGAUGUUCAAUGUUACGCCGCACCACCACCAGCACUCGCAUAUUCACUCUCAUCUCCACCUCCACCAGCAAGAUCCCCUCCACCAAGGUGGUGGUGAAUGUCUUGUGUGUCCUCCAGGUUCUGGGGCCCACCCCCUGGCUGUGGAUCCCCUGGCUGCUGGACCUCACCUGGCUCGCUUCCCUUACCCUCCCGGUGCCAUCCCUAACCCCCUGCUCGGCCAGCCGCCCCACGAACACGAAAUGCUGCGGCACCCAGUCUUCGGUACUCCAUACCCACGGGACCUGCCAGGAGGUCUGCCACCGCCCAUGUCUGCAGCUCACCAGCUGCAGGCCAUGCACGCCCAGUCGGCUGAGCUGCAGAGGUUGGCCAUGGAGCAGCAGUGGCUGCAUGGACACCAUCACAUGCAUGGGGGGCCGCUGCCUGGCCAGGAGGACUACUACAGCCGGUUGAAGAAGGAGAGUGACAAGCAGCUGUAACCAUCUGCGGGCGGAAGCGACUGACGGGUGCAGGACACAGGAAGUUGUUACAGAGCGGUCUCUCAGAGGGUCUCCAGGGUCCUCUGAACACAUUCAGUUUUGAAAAACAGAAAAGGACCACGAGGGAUCAUCUGAGAAUUCUUCUGUUUGUUUUUGUUCCUGUCAAGGACGUUCUUCAUUUGUUUUGUUUUUUUUUUUUUGUUUUUUUUCCUUUUCAAGACAUUGACUUUCUUUGGUAUAUAGCCAGUAGUGACAACGUCCUCAAGACUCCUGCAUGACAAGCUUCCCUGACGUAAUUUUUUUGUAGGUGCUAGAACAAGACACUGUGCUUAUCAACAAAAAAAGACAAGACCGGUCAGGCCGUUUAUGGAAAAAUAACAAGUGCUAUCUUAAAGUCAACAUUUAUUUUAAUACAUUGUUGGAGGUUUUUCAUAAUUUUACGAGAAGCUACAGCAUGGCGUUUUUGAGUCUGUAAAUAGUAUAUAUAAACAUAUAAUUAUUAUUAUAAUUAUUAUUACUAGGUGUGGACUCCAAACCAAGUCGUUUCAACCUCCAGUAUAAUUGUUUUGAAGCAUUAUCCCUUGUUUCAGAGGGGAGCACCAUGGCAUUAUAGGAGCAGUUUCUGAGAGUUGCGGUUCAGUUGUGACGUUUCUCUGCCAUCACUGUGUUUAGGUUUAGUCCCACACGCAUUAUGUCAGCCAUAAACCUGUCACACCCACCAUCCAUUCAUCACACACCUUUAACACGCAGCAGGUUUUCAGAAUGUGUAAGCGCAACACGUCGAGUUAGCGACGUGAAACACUUGAAGAGGUGACACAGUCGUCACCGAGGCGUCUGUGGACACUGAAGCCGUGGAUUUAAAGGAAAACAGAAUUUGCACUGAAAGGGCUUCCGCAAGCUCUGCUCAAUUGGAUUCUUACCUUUAGUAUUUAAGUAGACAAUAUGGCGUCAUCCUCACUUGUUGUCACGGAGGAUGAUUCGAAUUGUGAUUUGAAAAAGACAGACCAGAAACAUCUGGCUGAACUGAGUAAAUACAUAAUACUCUUCAAGUGGUUUUAAAUGACCGGGAGCUGAUGCUGAUUCUCACUCAGUUUAACACGAGCCCAAAAGGACUUCAGGAUUGUUUUUAUUGUGUGAAUGGCUGCGAGCUAGUGUUCCACCUCUCCUCCUGGUUCGGUCACGUGCCGCUUGUGGCAGGGCCUCCCAUUCGACGGGUCGCCCCCCAGCAAGGCUGUAAUAAUGAUCACUGUGACACUAGACGGGGCCUGUGGACGCGUGACUACCAGGAAGUAGAGGCUCCAUGACUAUUUGUGUCUGUGUGUGUGCGUGUGCGUGCGUGUUCAUAUGCCUUGGUUCCUUAGGGAUACAAUCGGCCUCCAGGGCCUCAGGGGUGGUGUGUUCAUGUGUGCCACUGACUGUUACAAGUAGUGUUGGACCUGUCAUACACGUGCACAUGAACCCAAAUUGUUGUUUCAUUUUUUUUUUUUUUUUGUUUUUUUUAUCUGUAUCGUUCCAUGCACUAAGACUGUUUAAUUGUCAUGGACAUAUAGAAAACUGUGGCUUUAGAAAGAUUUUAUUUUAAAUUUUUACCAAAUGAAGAAACUUGCAUUUUAAAAGUGACCAUAUCUUCUCUUAGAGCACUAUGAUUUACAUUCGGAUGCUCGCGGACAUCAAACGCGAGCGCCCUUUUUACAAACCCAAACGAGUGUGUUGAGCCCCGACGACCCCUCUGUCACUCUGUCCUGCCACCUCUCGCCAACGCUGUCUCUCCUGGUGACAUACUCAUUAAAAUCAUCAUCACAUUUGCCUUGUUUCCUUACGAUUCCCUCACCUUUGCCUCCCUCUUUUUGUGUCUCCAAAACCUUUGAUGUUAAGUGUUGUCAAUGGUUUAGCUUCUUGUUUCAAAGCGGCAAUAGCAGAAUGUAAAUUCUGACUGCUAAGAUUUAUAUAUAUACUGGUAUCUUGAAGCUUAUUGUAUAUAUGAGUAGUCGCCAUGGGAUGACACAAUGUAAACAAAAAGUAGAAAUAAGAAAAAUUGUGAGUCCUGUGUUCUCUCCAUUUGAGUAUUUUGUAAUUUUUUUGAAAAAUUUGUGGAAUUAAAAUAAACAACUAAGUUACACCACA